AUGCUAUUUCCUGGACAAAAUGCUUUAGGUUUGACAUCGUCAUCUUCAAAACUGAUGGUUAUAUUAUGGCGAGUUGCGGCUGGUAUAUUUUUGCCGCUGAUUCCAACGCUGGCUGUUUUUGGAAAUGCUCUAGUUAUUAUUGCGGUUUUUCGGGAGAGAUCACUUCAGACUGUCACAAAUAUGUUGAUUGUUAGUUUGGCGGUUUCAGAUUUUAUGGUGAGUUUAGAGGGUGGACGGGGAGCGCUUUUGAAGGGUUCAGAAGGGUUCAAUAGGAUUCAGAAAAGUUCAGAAGACUUCAAAAAGUUUUAGGAGCCUUCAGAAGGCUACUAGAGGCUUCUGAAGGCUUUCAAAAGCUUCAGAAGACUUCCGGAGACUUCAGAGCGCUUCUGGAGACUUUCCAUGGCUUCAGAAAGUUUCUGGAGGCUUCAGAAGGCUUUUGGAAGAUUCAGAAGGCUUUGGGAGGCUUCUGGAGGAUUUUGGGAGCUUCAAAAAGUUUCAGAAUGCUUGACCCAAAUUUCUUGCUUAAAAUCGUCUACUAGAAUAAAAAAUUAAUAAUGAAAAAAUAAAACAUAUUUUCAUUUUCACUCAAUUUCUGGAAACCCACAUUAGGCUCUUGGGAUUCAAACUAGAGAGCGCUCAGCUCAGACUUGUUUUUUUUUCGUGUGUCGCUUUUUCUUCUGUGCAUUCUUUAUUCUGUGGGUGACGACUUAUUGAAUUUCCGGGUUUUUGAGAACGAAAAAUAUAUCUAUGUAGGCACUUUUCAACUGUCUGGGAAGAUUUGGAAAAUCCAAUUUGGUUUUUUUGCAGGUUGCAAUUGGUGUAAUGUCAUUUGGUGUAUAUUAUGAAUAUAAUAAUUUUAAAUGGGAACUUGGCACCUUUUUUCUGUCGAUUAUAUCAAUCAUUAGAUGUUGCUUGUUCAACAGCAUCGAUUUUAAAUCUUCUUGCAAUUUCACUUGAUCGAUAUAUUGCUAUAGGUCAUCCAAUUUCAUAUGCUCAAUAUGGUGCAAGAGGAGGCCGUGCUAUGAUUUCGAUCACAAUUGUUUGGGGCGUCUCAUGUGCUGUAGCGUUACCAUUGUUGUUUGGUGUGAAUCCGAUGGAAAAUGAGGUAAGUUGGGUGAUUUUUUCUAUUAGGUUUCUCACAUCACUCCCCUAAAAAAAGACGAUGAAUAAUUCAAGGUUUUGUAUGUGUGGUGUGUGUGUAAUAAUAACAUGUCACUUUUCUGGUCCACACACAAAAAGAGCAGCACUUUGAGCCUCAGCGCGAUAUAAUUGCUCGUUUUUUGGGGGACCAAUUUUCACCUCGAGAAAAAAAGAGAAGAAGAAAAGUAUUUGAAACAAUAGUGUGUGCUACUGUAACUGAACUUUGAUUUUCUUUGGGAAGUUUAUUUUUAGACGAAUACGGGAUUCAACUUUUUUUUCAAAAUUUCUGAAUCGAAGGGUCCCCUGAUCCACCAAUCAAUAAAUUUUCCAGGUAUGCGAACUUGCCAACCCCUACUUCAACCUAAUCUCAUCAAUCUUCUCAUUUUUUAUCCCAUGUAUAGCAAUGAUAAUUUUAUACACAAUUAUAUUUCGAAGACUCAGGCAGCGAGAAAGAGCACGGAGUUUGAGGCAGGCUCAAAAAUGUGAUAAUGAUAAGGUUUUUAUCUAAAAAAUAAUUAAUUAAUUAACUAAAUGUUUAGAUAUCAUCUGCUCUUCUGGGAGGCGCUCAUAUUGCUCGGCAAAUGGGAAAACAUUUCAAAAAUCGAACAGAUCAGAUUCUGCUAGAGAUCUCGUUUCAGACUUCAAGCUUUCCUACAAUGUCUGAAAGUUCUGAUGAUGGAUCUACAAUUUCACCAUUAAUCGCGUCAUUUAACAAUUUCACAGCAAAUAAUACCAAAAAGCAUGUUGCAAAUCCACUUUCAAAUAUCCCGGAAUGUGGGAGUAUGCCAAAUUUGGCUAUAAUUGAUCAGAAAGAUGAUGUGAUUCGAGAAGAAGCGGAAGACAAAGAAGAAGAGAUUCGAAAAAUAUCAUUGGCUGAUUUAGAUCUUCAAGGAACGAUUGAACUAUUAGAUUCACAAGUUAUGACAAGUUUUCGAUCUUUUGGAGAAGAGUUAGAAGAAGUUCUACCUUUUAUUGAUGGAUCAAAUAGUGUAAAACAUUCUAGAGAGCAAUUACAUCUAACUAGGUGAGCCUAAUAAAAUCUUGGUUUGAGCCUAAGCCUAAAGUUUUGUAGGUCAACAACUAGCACUACAAAAUUAUUGGAUGCGAAGCCGGAAAUUCGAAGUAUUAGUGUGCCAAGUGUUCAGGAUGAGAAAAAAUUAGCGCAAAUUCCAAAUGGAAAUAUCAAAUUAGUAAGUUUCUGAAAAUUCUUUCAAAAAAUCCGGGGGAUUUUCAAAUUCUCAAUGAAAAAUUCUAGAAAGCCCGGGAAAUAUCCUGAAAGUUCUGUGAGCUCUAGGGAUUUUUUAUUCAAUCCCAAGAGCAUUUUGAAAGCCCAGAAGGUCUAGAACUUUUUUUCAAAAAAAAAAGAAUGUUUCAGGCUCCAACUCCAGCUCCAAAUUUCGGAAUUCUAACCAAAAGUAAAUCAACAACAUUGCUCAAAACCAACGGAUAUCUAGAAAAUAACAACAACAAUAAUCUGAGCAAUAAAGAAGAUCUCAAAACCUUGACAAGCUUGCCAAUAACAUGCUCUUCCAAUCAGACAUCGAAGCAAAAAAGUGGGCAAGAAAUUGAAGAUUUUCAUUCAUUCAGCGAUUCGGUUCGAGUUUACAAAAAUCGAUUAUUCAAAAGUCUGAGCCGAGCAACAAGUGGAUGGUCAAAACCGCGACCAACUCGGCAUAUGGUUAAAAAGGCUACGAAACAAAUGAGAAGAGAGCACAAGGCUACAGUAACCCUUGCAGUUGUUUUGGCUGUUUUUCUGAUAUGUUGGCUACCAUUUUUUAUUCUUCAUUUGACUAAUUCGAUUUGUUUGAUUCGGGAUAGUUCGGAUGGUGGAUGUGUUGGAAUGUUACCUUUAUAUUUGGCCACUUGGUUGGGAUAGUGAGUGAUAUCCUUCUAAAGCCUUCUGAAGUCUUCUGAAGCCUUCUGAAGCCUCGUGGAAUCUUCAGAAGCCUCCCAAAGCCCUCGAAUACUAAAAAAUCCAAAUUUCCAGCAUCAACUCCUCUCUAAACCCCUUGAUCUACACAGUCUUCGAUCAACGUUUUCGAAAUGCGUUCCGAAAUAUCCUAUCAUGCGGUUUAGUGAAAAAACACUGA
Messenger RNA from Caenorhabditis angaria, 3230 nucleotides. The record is from the annotation of a GenBank genome assembly. Lineage: Eukaryota; Metazoa; Nematoda; Chromadorea; Rhabditida; Rhabditidae.